GUCUGCAGUCUGCAGUUUGGCUUGGGAUUUCUGUUGCGCAUUUGGAGCGCUUCGAAGUUGGCGCUUGGAUCUCGGCAAGGCGAGAGUUUCGUACGCGCGAUCGCCAUUUCGCUUCUCAGUUUUUCCCAAAAAUUUCCCCCAGACCGAUAUCAGAAAUCGAAGCUCGGGUCGCGAGUGCCAUCUAAUACGAAAUAUCCAUCGAAUAUAUCGACCGGACUUGGAAUACGGGCAAGAGCUUGGAAGAGCGAGGAACUACUUGACAAGAAACACGGAAGUGAAUUCAAAGUUUAUGCAAUACAUCGUAAUUGUUAAGCCAGAGUGCAAGUGUUAAACGAAAAAUUAGUUAAGGAGACAGGGAAUAUAGUUCUUCUAUAGGAAAUUCUUUAAAGAAAUUCCAAUACUAUUUAAUAAAUGGGUUCUAUAAAUGUCCGCUUUUCCUUUAAGAAAUGUUUCUUUAAUUAUUAAAAUUAGUUCAGUAAUUUUUAUUCCCCAGAUUUAGUUUUCUUAAAUCUCUCUUACCAUUUAAAUCACAGCUAUCACAGAGUAGAAUCUUAAGACUUUCUCCCUAAAGACUGCAUAGUAUCAAGCUGAAAGGUCUCUGUUUGAAUUCCCCAUUAAGUGCCAAACGGAUUAAAUUAGAAUUGCAAGGAUUCCCCACAAAGAUGCUGAUCCGGCGCCACUACGGGUUGCCAACAUCGAUUUCCGCUCCCAGGACGAUGAUGGAUGGACCGAUCCGUCUUGCAACCGAUCCGAUCCGAGCAACAUGGAUGUAUACCAAUUAGAGCUGGAGGCACAGGCACAAAUCCGCUCCAAUCUUCUGGUCGAAAGCUGUGCGAAGCACGCGGUGGAGGAGCAUCAGCUGCAAGUCAAGGAGCAGGACCACCUCAUCAAGGACUUUGACGAGGGCAACCCGAGCGAGGGGGAGGACGACGAGGACGAGAACGACAGCGAGGACGAGGAGGAGGAGGAGGAGGAAGAGGAAGACGAGGACGAGGAAGGAGCAGAGGGGGAAGGACACAUAGACGAGGACGAAGAGCCGGAGGAGGAAGGAGCAUUGCUGGCAGGAGUCAAUUUCAAUGCAAAUUCGGACUUUAAUUUGCAUUUCUUUGACACACCGGAGGACUCGUCCACACAAGGUGCCUACAGCGAGGCCAAUAGCUUGGAUUCCGACCAGGAAGAGCCAGACCUGCCCCAGCACAAGUUGCAACAGGCGCAGCAACAGCAACAGCACCAGCAGCAGCAUCAUCAGCGGGAGUUGCAGGAUUGUUUGAGUGCCAUUGAAGCAGAUCCCCUGCAGUUGCUGCACUGCGACGAUUUUUACACAGCCCCAGUGGAAAACGUAGCUGCCCCCCUUGCCCCAACGCAGCAGCAGCAUCAGCAACAGCAACACACCCACCAGCAACAUCAACAGGCCCAGCAGCAACAGCAACAUCAUCGUCAGCAGCAACAACAUCACCCACAGGCCCAGCAACAUCAGCAACUGAACUGCACGCUGAGCAAUGGUGGAGGUGCUCUGUACACCAUCAGCAGUGUGCAUCAGUUUGGUCCGGCCAGUAACAACAACAGCUCCUCACCCACCUCCUCCUCCGCCUCCAGCGGCGCCCACGCCUCGCCGGAUAGUGGUUGCUCCUCGGGUGCCUCGUCCGUCUCAUCAUCGGAGCAUUUUGGCCGCUCAACAGCAGUUGUCAAUGUCAGCGGCCAGGCUCAUUCAUCCUCGUCAGCGGUUACCAGCAGCAGCAGCAACAACAACAACAACAAUAGCAACAGCAACAUCAGCAAUUGCAACUCCAACCCCGCAGCAACAUCUUCAUCUGUUGCGCAUCUGAACAAAGAGCAACAGCAGCAACAGCCACAGCAGACCACGCAGCAGCAACAGCAGCAGCAGUCGCAGCAACAUCAACAAUUGCAACACCCGCAGCAGCAAUCGUUUGGCCUAUCUGACUCCAGCAACAACAACUCCAGUAGCAAUAGUAACAGCAACAGCAGCAACAACAACGGUGUCUCCUCGAAGUCUUUUGUGCCCUGCAAAGUUUGUGGCGACAAGGCAUCGGGCUACCAUUAUGGUGUAACCUCCUGCGAGGGUUGUAAGGGUUUCUUUCGUCGCAGCAUCCAGAAGCAGAUAGAGUACCGGUGCCUGAGAGACGGCAAGUGCCUCGUCAUCCGGCUGAACCGCAAUCGGUGCCAGUACUGCCGCUUCAAGAAAUGCCUUUCCGCUGGCAUGAGCCGCGACUCUGUACGUUAUGGUCGUGUUCCGAAGCGUUCCCGUGAGCUGAACGGAGCAGCCUCCUCCUCGUCGUCCUCCUCAGCGGUGGGCGUGCCUCUAAAUGUGGAUGAUACAUCGGCGCAUAGCCUGCAUCAGACUCAGCUACAACAGCAACAUCACUUGCAACAACAGCAACAGCAGCAGCAACAACAACAGCAGCAGCAGCAAUCGCAUGCUAGCAGCAUAAGGGUUAAGACACCAAGUACACCACAAACGCCACAAAUGUGUUCGAUCGCCUCCUCGCCAUCGGAGCUGGGCGGUUGCAACAGUGCCAACAACAACAGCGUCAACAACAACACCACCGGCAGCUCGAAUGCCAGCGGCGGCAGUGUGGGCGGCGUAAGCGUGGGCGUGGUCGUUGUCGGGGGACAUCAGCAGCUGGUGGGGAACAGUAUGGUGGGCUCCGACCAAGUGGGCAUGUGCCACGACGGCCUGGCCGGCACCGCCAACGAGCUGACCGUCUACGAUGUCAUCAUGUGCGUAUCGCAGGCGCAUCGCCUCAACUGCUCCUACACCGAGGAGCUGACCCGGGAACUGAUGCGACGCCCAGUGACAGUGCCACAGAAUGGGAUCGCCACCACUGUGGCCGAGAGUCUCGAGUUCCAAAAGAUCUGGCUGUGGCAGCAAUUCUCGGCCAGAGUUACGCCCGGCGUUCAGCGGAUUGUGGAGUUUGCGAAACGCGUACCUGGCUUCUGUGAUUUCACCCAAGACGACCAGCUCAUUCUCAUCAAGCUGGGCUUCUUCGAGGUCUGGCUGACCCAUGUGGCACGCCUGAUAAACGAGGCGACUCUCACACUAGACGAUGGAGCCUAUCUGACGUGCCAGCAACUGGAGAUACUAUACGAUUCUGACUUUGUCAACGCCUUGCUGAACUUUGCCAACACACUGAACGCCUACGGGCUGAGUGACACCGAGAUUGGACUCUUCUCGGCCAUGGUGCUCCUGGCCUCCGACAGGGCCGGACUGAGCGAGCCCAAGGUGAUCGGCCGGGCCAGGGAGCUGGUGGCGGAGGCGCUACGCGUUCAAAUCCUGCGCUCCCGGGCGGGAUCACCCCAGGCCCUGCAACUGAUGCCGGCGCUGGAGGCCAAGAUACCGGAGCUUCGGUCCCUGGGGGCCAAGCACUUCUCACACCUAGACUGGCUGCGGAUGAACUGGACCAAGCUGCGCCUGCCGCCCCUCUUCGCCGAGAUCUUCGACAUCCCGAAGGCCGACGACGAGCUGUAAGCCCGCGAAGGGAUCGAAAUCAGAAAUGGAACUGCUGGAGGAUGGAGGAUGGUGGUGCUCCGGAGAUUCCAAAGGGCCGUGCAAAGCAACCGCAACAAAAAUAUUCUACCACUUGUAGGCUUAAGCAACGUAGCAUUAGCGGAGACAGAGGAGAGAGAGGAGAUAGGAGGUCAGGAGAUCAGAUACACGUCUACUCAGCAUUAAAUGGAAUAGUUCACUAAGCCCAAUUUGCAUAUUUGCAUACCUAGCAGUGUUAGAGCGUUCCGAACUCCCCGCUGAACAUAUCCAUGCGCAACAUAAAUUAUUUAUUUCAUUGUUGACUCAUCAAGCUCCACCAAAACCAUCCAUACCAUCUACUAUGUGCAUCAGGCAUCACACCCACCAUCACCAUCACCAUCACCAACUCAUCAUCACCCGGAAAUUUCGAAAAUGGGAAUCACUUUCACCAAGGCAUCUAUUCAGAACUCGACUGAAGAGCGAGCGUUAAAGUUCGAUAAAUACUGGUUUUUUAAAUAUUAUAAUAUUAAAUACUAAAAGUAUAAACGAUAUCGGAUAUAUGUGUAUGUUACACCUAGAGAUACGGACCCUAGCAUAGUCGAAAAGCAAAAAGACCCAUUUCGUUUGCUUGCAAAAAUUGGAUAUAUCCUGCCUAGUUUAAAUCCUUUCAAAUUGAAGAUCGAUGCGUUUAUUGUAUCUGCGUGUAAAUAAAUUUAAAUUAAUUUUUAACAUUAAAUCGCUGCGACUUGAUUAUUUUUUAGUCCCCCGAAACCCUCCACUGUCCUUAAGAACGCUGCGGAGGAUUCUCUCCGGCAGCGACCUCCAUUCAAAGUGUUCAGUUUCUCGCUUAAGAUUAGACUUUCGACAUCUUACGAUUAAUAUGCUUGGGUUAGAGACCAUCUAAUUUAAGUGCUUUAAGGCUUCAUUUGUAUAACUUGGAACAAUCAAAUUGUUUGAUCAAUUUUUUGAAUAGAUUGGUGCUAAAUUCGUGUGUUAAGUUUACAUGGAAGACGAGAUACGAGACGGGAGAUCCAAUGAGAUGAGAUGAGAUGAGAUGAGAAAAAUAAGCGACAGGCGAACAAAAUAUACAACAACUAUAUUUAAAUCUAUCUUAUAUUAUAACGAAUACAUGUAUGUAAAAAUCAAAAAUGGAAUCUUCUCUAAAUCUAAAGCUCUUCACUGAUUGUUGAAUUUAUAUAGAAAAUUUUGUAAAUUUUAUUAGUAUGACAAAGGAAAGAAAAAUAUUAAAAGUAGAGGCAGCUGUUUCCAUUUCGUUGAGACCAAGACGGCUGCCGUUUUAUGCUCCAUGUGUACCUUUCGCUUAUUAAAUUAGAAUAUCGAAAUCAAUAUAGAUCUACGUACGUACAUUUUUAGACUACGAUUUGCAAUAUCUUAGAAGACACGCAACUUGAAACGCUAGCAAUUUCCCAUCCCCAUUCUAUUCUAUAUCCCCCGAAAAGCACCCACUCCCAUACACCCCGCCUAUAUAUAAUUUCGAUCCAAAGCACAAGUCCCCCGAUAAAUCUCUGUGUUAAUUUUUGUAAACCAGUGCGCAUAAUGGAACCUUGUGAAUGUAGCAUUAAAAUACAAUGAGAACAAGAACAACAGAAUUUUAAUUACAUUAUUAAAGUAUACCUAACUAUUAUAUAAAUAAAUAUAUAAUAAAUAUAUAGAUACAAUUUUUUACCUACUGUAGCUUUGAUUACAUUUUUCAAUGAUGUGUCAAAUUUUAAAUGGUAUUAACGAUAGUGCAUAAUACUCUACGCAGCCAGAAAGUAAAACAUGCUGAUCGACAGAUGCCGACUUCCUGCGAUCGCCACUAAUCGCUCUACUCGAAUACAGUGCAAAAAAAAGA
Drosophila ananassae is the source of this 5339-nucleotide messenger RNA. It is a transcript of the gene Eip78C, whose product is annotated as ecdysone-induced protein 78C. The record is from RefSeq and is a predicted model, not a curated record. Gene Ontology annotation, molecular function: nuclear receptor activity; zinc ion binding; sequence-specific DNA binding. The transcript has 6 exons. Gene Ontology annotation, biological process: regulation of DNA-templated transcription. The coding region runs from base 764 to 3487 and encodes 907 amino acids. NCBI's taxonomy places the organism in Eukaryota, Metazoa, Arthropoda, Insecta, Diptera, Drosophilidae.